UCACAUGAAAAUGCUGAUCGUAGUUUAUAUACUGCUGAUGCUCAGAGUGGGACGUAAGUAUAUUUUUUAUUCAUCCUCUUACAGUAAUUUAAUACAUGAUUCUCUGUUGUUUAGCAUUAACCUCUGUGCCUUUUAUUUUUUCAGGAUGUUCACAGGAUCAGAUCUUGGAGACAAGACUGUUGAUGUUAGACAACAUGUGACUCUAACAUGUGAUCGCCAGAAAUCUGGGAGCAAAGACACCUUAUUUUGGUUCAGGAUUGUUUCUGGAAACUUACCUGAAUUCUUGGGAGGAACAUUUUACUUUAAUUAUACUGGUGUUAACAAGACUCCUCACUUUACAGCUAAACAAGAGCCUGGAACAUUUAUUCUGGAUAUUCAGGAAACACAGCUCAGUGACACUGGAUUUUAUUACUGUAUAGAAGUAAGCCAACUUGACAUGACAUUUUUGAAAGGCACUUUUCUGAACAUCAAAGGACCAGAACCUGAUAUCACUGCCGUCAUUCAAAACAUUUCAUCUGAUCCAGUCCGUCCAGGAGACUCAGUGACUCUGCAGUGUUCAGUCCUCUCUGACUCUGAGAAUAAAACAUGUCCAGAGGAACACAGCGUGAUCUGGUUCAGAGCCAGAUCUGAUGAAUCUCACCCCAGUUUAAUUUAUGCUCAAAGAAACAGUCGUGAUGAAUGUGAGAAGAGUCCUGAAGAUCCAUCUGCACAGAAAUGUGUCUACAGCUUCUCAAAGGACGUCAGCUCCUCUGACGCUGGGACUUAUUACUGUGCUGUGGCCACAUGUGGGGAGAUAUUAUUUGGAAAUGGAACAAAAGUGGACAUUCAAGCGCCCGACUUGUGGGAUUUGCAGAUGGCCCAUGCUGCCCUGUUUCUGCUAUUUGCUGCUUUGGCUAUAAGUCUGAUUGUUAUUGCUUUCCUCCUUUAUACCAUCAAGAAAACUUGUAAUCAUUCUAACGAUGCCGUCACUCUGCAAAGAAAUGCUGCGAGUCAGCAGAGAGAUGAAGACUCCUUGGUGUAUUCUGCACCAACUUUUACCAACAGGAAAGCUGGCAGAGCAGAGAGAAGAAAUGUAAACGCAGCGGAGGGGAGAGACGACCUACACUGAUAUCAGGGCUUUUGUAAGAGAUUAACAUCUGCUGGAUUUACUAAUUAAAGCUCAAAUGAUUUUUAUAAAUACACUGUGUCACAUCAGUUUAAUUUUGAAAAGGUUUUUUUUUUAUGGCUUUUGGUGAUAUCCUUCAGCAUGUAGUUUUGUGCAUUUUAGUUUAUAGUGCCAUCAUUCGGACUGUUGAAAGACUUAGCUUGAAAGAGUAGAGAGCUUGAGGAAGAUUUACUAUCUUUGCUGACAUGUUUAAUGCUGUUAACUUCACAUAAAUCUAUCAAUGUAAAUU
Molecule: messenger RNA, 1394 nt
Organism: Plectropomus leopardus (leopard coralgrouper)
Lineage: Eukaryota; Metazoa; Chordata; Actinopteri; Perciformes; Serranidae
Source: RefSeq, a predicted model, not a curated record